Molecule: messenger RNA, 1730 nt
Organism: Pelobates fuscus (common spadefoot toad)
Lineage: Eukaryota; Metazoa; Chordata; Amphibia; Anura; Pelobatidae
Gene: ASB11
Product: ankyrin repeat and SOCS box containing 11
Exons: 7
Coding region: 22-990 (322 amino acids)
Biological process (GO): positive regulation of protein catabolic process; intracellular signal transduction; protein ubiquitination
Molecular function (GO): protein binding
Source: RefSeq, a predicted model, not a curated record
UUCACCCUGAGUACUACUACAAUGGAGGCUAGUUCCAUUCUCCUUGCUUUUAGUAACAUUUAUGUAACGAUAUUUGCAUUGUUUUGUUUUAAACUUUUAAUUAAGGUGUCCCUGGCUCUUCUGACUCAUUUUUACAUCGUUAGGGGAAACCGGAAAGAGGCUGCAAGAAUAGCAGAGGAGAUCUAUGGAAUAGUCCAAGGAUCUUGGGCAGAUCGCUCACCACUUCAUGAAGCAGCAUAUCAUGGACGUCUCCUUGCUCUAAAAACCUUGAUUGCACAGGGAUUUAAUGUAAACAUAUUGACGAUAGACAGAGUUUCACCUCUCCACGAAGCCUGUUUAGGGGGCCAUGUUUCCUGCGCAAAGGUUUUACUGGAGAACGGAGCACAUAUUAAUUUAGCGACAGUUGAUGGAAUUACCCCUCUGUACAAUGCCUGCAUCUGUGGAAGUGUUGCUUGUGUCACCAUGUUAUUAGAAUACAGAGCGGAUCCAGAACUGGAAACUCAGAUGGUCUUUCCACUUCACGAAGCAGUUAUUCGAGGUCACAGAGAAUGUGCAGAAGUAUUAAUUGCUUAUGGAAUGGAUAUCAAUAAAGAAGUUUAUAAUCUUGGCACUCCACUAUACUUGGCGUGUGUCCACCAGAGAACAGACUGUGCCAAAAAACUUCUCGAAUUAGGUGCAAACGUGAACAGCGGGAAGCAGCGGGACACACCUUUACACGCUGCAGCUAGGAAAACCAGUGGAGAAAUUGUGACAUUUUUAAUUGAUUAUGGUGCUAAUGUUAAGUCUAAAAAUGCAGACGGGAAGUAUCCAGUUGAACUUGCAGAACCCCGAAGUCUGAUAGAACAAACUCUUUUAAUUGGAGAAGGACCAGCUGCCCUGUCCCAACUUUGUCGUCUUUGCAUCCGAAAAUGGUUGGGAUCAUCUUGUCUUAAGACAGUGCCCAGGCUACAUUUACCAGACCGAUUAGAACAAUUCCUAUUAUAUCGGUAGAGCUUCCAAAAAUAUCUUCCUUGUUUGGUGGAAUGUUUUAUUGGUUGUCCUGUGGCUUGGAAUAUCUGAAAUUCUACAAGUGCUUCAGUCAUGUGAACAAUAAUUUAAAGGAAAGCUACAGUAUAGAAAAUGCUUUAUUUACUUAAUUGGAAGUUGUGCUGAAUUGACAGACAAAUUACAAUGUAGAGGCUAAUGUAGCACAAAUUAAACAAUUCUACAGCUUUACUUUAUCUUAAAUGUUUCUACUUUAGCCUAUAUUUUGCCAUUUUUAAUGUUAUUUUACUACAAUUUGAUAAUCUAAUAUAUUAACAGGGUUAUUUACUAAACUGAGAAUUGUCAGAAAUGUAAAGUGAUUUCAAAGUGAUUACACAAAAUAAACAAAUUGGAAAAAUUCCUCAAGUCAGCUAAGCUUCCAGUUCGGCUGCUUUAUCCUUAAAGGGAAACUCCACUGCCCUAACAAAAUAAUAUAUAAACAAUCACUGUUUAGUAUGUAUACCCCAUUUAUUCGUGCAUUUUAUUGCAGGUAUAUCUACGCCAGCUUGUAAAAGCUGCAGAUCUCUUGCCUGUAGCCUUUCAAGCUCUCCCCUUCUAACCCCGACUUUCUGUGUCUGUCCAAUCACAGACUUCCCAAUGCAGCUCAAUGAGAAGUCUUUGCAAAGCAGGUGCUCUAGCAAUUGCUGCUUCUUGAGUUUAGCCCCACUGAGCUACCCGAACCAGGAAGUAGCAGGACCUGCUGUCUG